This is a messenger RNA of Pecten maximus, 1806 nucleotides long. RefSeq names its product P17/29C-like protein DDB_G0287399. The transcript has 2 exons. The record is from RefSeq and is a predicted model, not a curated record. Bases 1 to 1806 code for a protein of 601 amino acids. NCBI's taxonomy places the organism in Eukaryota, Metazoa, Mollusca, Bivalvia, Pectinida, Pectinidae.
AUGCCAUACUCAGAGAAACUCAAACCGAUACGGAAGGAUAGCUUGGCCUUACAGCAUCAGUAUUCUGGGAGAAAUAACCCCACCUCAGAAUACCAACCCUCUAGGAGUGGUAACCUCACCUCAGAAUACCAACCCUCUCUGAGUGACAACCUCACCUCAGAAUACCAAUCCUCUGGGAGUGGUAACCUCACCUCAGAAUACCAACCCUCUCUGAGUGACAACCUCAACUCAGAAUACCAAUCAUCUGGGAGUGACAACCUCACCUCAGAAUACCAAUCCUCUCUGAGUGACAACCUCACCUCAGAAUACCAAUCAUCUGGGAGUGACAACAUCACCUCAGAAUACCAAUCCUCUAUGAGUGACAACCUCACCUCAGAAUACCAAUCGUCUGGGAGUGACAACCUCACCUCAGAAUACCAAUCAUCUGGGAGUGACAACCUCACCUCAGAAUACCAAUCCUCUAUGAGUGACAACAUCACCUCAGAAUACCAAUCCUCUAUGAGUGACAACCUCACCUCAGAAUACCAAUCCUCUGGGAGUCAUAACCUCACCUCAGAAUACCAAUCGUCUGGGAGUGACAACCUCAUCUCAGAAUACCAAUCAUCUGGGAGUGACAACCUCACCUCAGAAUACCAAUCCUCUGGGGGUGACAACCUCCCCUCAGAAUACCAAUCCUCUAUGAGUGACAACCUCACCUCAGAAUACCAAUCCUCUGGGAGUCAUAACCUCACCUCAGAAUACCAAUCGUCUGGGAGUGACAACCUCAUAUCAGAAUACCAAUCAUCUGGGAGUGACAACCUCACCUCAGAAUACCAACCCUCUCUGAGUGACAACCUCACCUUAGAAUACCAAUCGUCUGGGAGUGACAACCUCACCUCAGAAUACCAAUCAUCUGUGAGUGACAACCUCACCUCAGAAUACCAAUCAUCUGGGAGUGACAAACUCACCCCAGAAUACCAAUCAUCUGUGAGUGACAACCUCACCUCAGAAUACCAAUCAUCUGGGAGUGACAAACUCACCUCAGAAUACCAACCCUCUUGGAGUGAAAACCUCACCUUAGAAUACCAAUCGUCUGGGAGUGAUCAACUCACCUCAGAAUACCAAUCCUCUGGGAGUGACAAACUCACCUCAGAAUACCAACCCUCUUGGAGUGACAACCUCACCUCAGAAUACCAACCCUCUUGGAGUGACAACCUCACCUUAGAAUACCAAUCGUCUGUGAGUGAUAACCUCACCUCAGAAUACCAAUCCUCUAGGAGUGGUAACCUCACCUCAGAAUACCAAUCCUCUGGGAGUGACAACCUCACCUCAGAAUACCAAUCCUCUGGGAGUGACAACCUCACCUCAGAAUACCAAUCCUCUGUGAGUGACAACCUCACCUCAGAAUACCAAUCAUCUGGGAGUGACAACCUCACCUCAGAAUACCAACCCUCACUGAGUGACAACCUCACCUCAGAAUACCAACCCUCUCUGAGUGACAUUCUCACCUCAGAAUACCAAUCAUCUGGGAGUGACAACCUCACCUCAGAAUACCAACCCUCACUGAGUGGCAACCUCACCUCAGAAUACCAAUCCUCUGUGAGUGAUAACCUCACCUCAGAAUACCAAUCCUCUGGGAGUGACAACCUCACCUCAGAAUACCAAUCCUCUGUGAGUGACAACCUCACCUCAGAAUACCAACCCUCUAGGAGUGGUAACCUCACCUCAGAAUACCAAUCAUCUGGGAGUGACAACCUCACCUCAGAAUACCAAUCAUCUGGGAGUGACAACCUCACCUCAGAAUAUCAACCCUCUCUGAGUGAUUAA